AUCCUGUCACUAACGAAGUAACAACUCAUAUUUACAGGAAGGCUAAAGGCUGGCUCACUCCCUCACUCAUUCAAGCACUCUCGUCUCCAUCUUCUAACACUCAGUCAGAUAAAGAAAAUAUGCAGAGCGGGCGUGGUAACGAGGUUUUCGACGUGAUCAUCGUCGGCGGCGGUGUAAUGGGAAGCGCCACCGCGUACCACGCUGCAAAGAGGGGUCUCCGGACACUCCUCCUCGAGCAAUUCGACUUCCUCCACCACCGUGGCUCCUCCCACGGCGAGUCCCGCACAAUCCGCGCAACGUACCCACAGCACCAUUACUACCCACUCGUCAUGGAAUCUUACACGCUCUGGCAGCAGGCCCAGGCCCAAAUCGGCUACACUGUCUACUUCCCGGCCCACCAUCUCGAUAUCGGCCCAGCUCAAGAACCAAUCCUCCGCGCCGUCAUCGACAAUUGCCGCCGGCACGCCAUGCCGCACGAGAUCCUCAACCGCCGCCAGCUGGCGGCGAAGUUCCCGGGCCGCAUCGACAUGCCGGACGAUUGGAUCGGAAUAUUCAACCGCCUGGGCGGCAUCAUAAAGCCGACGAAGGCGGUUGCGAUGUUCCAAUCGCUAGCGCACAAAAACGGUGCAGUUUUAAAGGACAAAGCUGAAGUAAUCGACGUUAAAAAAGAGGGAGAAAACGGCGUCGUUGUUUUUACAUCUAACGGCGAAAGUUAUCGCGGAAGGAAGUGUGUUGUAACGGUAGGAGCAUGGGUUAACAAGCUUGUGAAGAAAGUGAUUGGAGUUGAAUUACCGAUUCAGCCACUAGAGACUCAUGUGUUUUACUGGAGGGUGAAGGAGGGGCACGAAGGGGAUUUCGCAGUAGGGGGUGAUUUUCCUACCUUUGCUAGCUGUACAGGGGAAGGAGGGAUUUACGUGUACGGAACACCAUCAUUGGAGUUCCCGGGUUUGGUUAAGGUCGCAGUCCACGGUGGAAAUCCGUGUGACCCGGAUAAGAGACCUUGGGGUUCAGGGUAUAGAGUUCAAGAUUUAAAGAAGUGGAUUCAACAUACGUUCAUGGGCUUGGUCGAUUCGAGCGAGCCCGUGGUGAAGCAGGCCUGCAUGUAUUCUAUGACGCCAGAUGAAGAUUUUAUUGUGGAUUUCUUGGGUGGGGAGUUUGGGAAGGAUGUGGUAGUGGGUGGCGGGUUUUCGGGUCACGGGUUCAAGAUGGCCCCGGUUAUUGGAAGGGUUUUAACUGAGCUUGCUGUUGAUGGGGUUGCAAGUGGGGUUGACAUCAAACCCUUCAGGAUUUCAAGGUUUAGCAUGAAUUCUAGGAUUUGAUUUGACAAAAUUGAUGUUUAUGUGAACGGCCCAUGCAAAAUUAGACUGUGAAUCUGUGGAGUUGAGUUGUGAGAUUGCAUGAUCAAAAUAGCAUUUGCCAUACGUUAAUAUUCUCCUUUCCAUUUUCAUGUACUAAUAAUGUAUUAGUCGUACCUAUGCUUGGUUCUUUGUGAUGUGUUGUUUGUUUUGUUCUUUAAGUUGUAGUGGUAGCUGGUUGUGCCGUCUUGUCUGGCCAAGUUGCAAUAAAGGCAUGUGAAUGGAGAUUGAAAAUUGAAAUAUAAUAAUAAUUUGGUAGGGAAGCUUUUGUGA
Arachis stenosperma is the source of this 1628-nucleotide messenger RNA. RefSeq names its product probable sarcosine oxidase. The coding region runs from base 120 to 1319 and encodes 399 amino acids. The record is from RefSeq and is a predicted model, not a curated record. Lineage: Eukaryota; Viridiplantae; Streptophyta; Magnoliopsida; Fabales; Fabaceae. Gene Ontology annotation, molecular function: flavin adenine dinucleotide binding; sarcosine oxidase activity. The transcript is spliced from 2 exons.